Molecule: messenger RNA, 1899 nt
Organism: Ziziphus jujuba (common jujube)
Lineage: Eukaryota; Viridiplantae; Streptophyta; Magnoliopsida; Rosales; Rhamnaceae
Exons: 1
Coding region: 1-1899 (632 amino acids)
Source: RefSeq, a predicted model, not a curated record
AUGGAGCUAUUGAUCAUCCUCAACAAGCUGAACAAGCUGUGGGAUAUAUGGGAUAUCCCAACCUGCAUUCUUUUGAGCCUCUUCUUACAGGUUUUCUUAGUACUCUUUGGCUCCUUCAGGCAACAUAGUAAAAAUUCAUUUCUUCUCUUCCUCAUCUGGUCGGCUUAUUUGUCCGCAGACUGGAUAGCUGCAUUUACUGUCGGACUAAUCACCAAAGUCCUGACUGACCCUUCUCACCCUCAUGUCAAUGAAGGUCUUUAUGCCUUCUGGGCUUCCUUUCUUUUGUUGCAUCUUGGUGGCCCUGAUACCAUUACUUCAUUUGCUCUUGAAGACAACGAGUUUUGGCUGAGGCAUUUGUUCGGGCUCAUUCUACAGGUUGUUGGUGCUGCUUACUGCAUUUUUCUAACACUUCCCAACAACAAUCUAUUGCUUCCAACAAUUCUAGUAUUUGUUGUUGGAAGUGUUAAAUAUGCAGAGAGGACAAUGGCUCUGUAUCUUGCCAGCUUGGACCAUUUUGAAGAUACUGUUCUUGGUUUGGAAGAUCCAAAUGCUAAGCCUGAGCGUGAUGGUACCGAGUUUGAUUUCAAUCUACCCUCAGAAUCAUCAAAUCAUAUUGAGCUGCUGAUGGUUUCUUAUUCCCUUUUCAAAAGCUUCGAGGGGAUUAUUUUCGGGUACCGUCCGAGCUUCAAACUGGUAGAAUCAAGCAAAAAGUUGUUUGGCCAGAUAAAAAAUCCAAAUGUGGGUUUUAAAUUGAUGGAGUACGAGCUGAGCUUCAUGUACGAGGUUUUCCACACCAAGGCUGCUGCAGUACGCAGUAGAAUUGGGGUAAUAUUUCGUUUGAUUAGCUUCUGUUUCAUCCUUGGAGCUUUUAUAUUGUUCCAUUUUGUAGUAGUUAAGGAUUAUCAUGAUGAGUUUGUUGAUUUUGAAAUGUCACUUACUUAUGCCUUGCUAAUCGGAGCCACAGCACUGGAUACCAUAUCUGCAGUUAAGCUCAUAUUAUUUUUUGAUUGGAUCUUGGUUUCCAGUAAUGGAUUAAUCAAAAGGUGGAGAAAAUUUGUCCCAGAAUAUGUUUUGAAAAGGAGAAGAUGGUGCGAGUCGGUUUUCCAGUAUAAUAUGAUAGAUCAUUGCCUUGGAGAACGUUGGUUAUGGAAAUACAGCUUGCCUGACUAUGUUAGGAUCAUAGUUGACAAGAUCAAAAUCAUGUUGUUUUCAUCCUCAACGGAUAACAUUGAGGAUCUCAAGCGCUUCAUCUUUGAAAAUGGGGAAAACCUUAGAAAGCCAAGAUAUCAGGCUGUUAAGUCUCCUGAUGACUGGAUGGGGUUUGCUGAACUGCAUGAUGAGCUUAGAUACACAGAACAGGUUCUUCAGUUGCACUUAGUUACCGAAAUUUGUUACCAUCAGACACAGACCGAAUCAAGCAAAUAUACAGAAGAAGGAGAAAGAAGCAGAAGAAUUUGCAAGGUGAUUUCAGAUUAUAUGUUUUAUCUUCUCAUUAUGAAACCUGAAAUUCUAGGUCCAUCAGGUAUGGGAAUCAACUGGAAAAAAACCUUCCAGAAAACAUUUGAAGAGGCCAGGGGAUAUUUGAAGAAACACCAAAUAUCAGAUCGUAUAGAAGCUUGCAAGGAGCUCAUUCAUUACAAUGUGAAGGAAGGGGAUAUGUUCGAAAAUGUGCUCUCCAAAGCAUGUUUAAGUGCACAAAAAUUGAAGCUGGAAAAGCAUUGGAAGUCUUUGAGUUAUGAGUGGUUACAAGGGUUAUGCUUUGGAGCCCUCAGAAAUAGACAGAUAUUACAUGCAGAGCAGGCAGGCAAGGGUGGUGAACUUUUAACUUUCAUUUGGUUUCUUCUCCAUCAUUUAGGCGGAUCACUGAAUAUUAAUAUUUAUAACCCUGCUACUUUGUAA